Messenger RNA from Wallemia ichthyophaga EXF-994, 1188 nucleotides. RefSeq names its product ATP-dependent RNA helicase eIF4A. Gene Ontology annotation, cellular component: cytoplasmic stress granule. The record is from RefSeq and is a predicted model, not a curated record. The coding region runs from base 1 to 1188 and encodes 395 amino acids. Gene Ontology annotation, biological process: cytoplasmic translational initiation. The transcript is spliced from 2 exons. NCBI's taxonomy places the organism in Eukaryota, Fungi, Basidiomycota, Wallemiomycetes, Wallemiales, Wallemiaceae. Gene Ontology annotation, molecular function: translation initiation factor activity; RNA helicase activity; ATP binding.
AUGGCAGACAACGAAAUGCAAGUUAACGAAGGACUCAUUGAGUCGAACUACGAUGAGGUCGUCGACCACUUUGACAACAUGGAGCUUAAGCCUGAGUUGUUGAGAGGUAUCUACGCAUACGGUUUCGAGCGUCCUUCUGCUAUCCAACAACGCGCUAUUAUGCCUGUCGUUAAGAAGAACGACGUUAUCGCUCAAGCCCAGUCUGGUACUGGUAAAACUGCCACUUUCACCGUCUCCAUCUUGCAGAGAAUCGACGCGUCUAUCAAGGGCACUCAAGCUCUUAUCGUCGCUCCUACCCGUGAACUUGCUCAACAGAUUCACAAGGUCGUUGUUGCUUUAGGUGACUACAUGGGUAUCACUUGUCACGCUUGUGUUGGUGGUACGAACGUUCGUGAGGAUAUGGCUAAGCUUCAAGACGGUGUUCACGUCGUCGUCGGUACCCCUGGUCGUGUCUACGAUAUGUUGAACAGACGCGUUCUCAGCACCCAGCACAUGCAAAUUUUCUGUCUUGAUGAGGCUGAUGAGAUGUUGUCCCGUGGUUUCAAGGAGCAGAUCUACGAGGUCUUCCAACUCCUCCCAGGUGAAACUCAAGUUGCUCUCUUCUCUGCAACCAUGCCUGCUGAUGUUUUGGAUGUCUCAAAGAAAUUCAUGCGUGACCCAAUUAGAAUUCUCGUCAAGCGUGAUGAAUUGACCUUGGAAGGUAUCAAGCAGUUCUACAUCAACGUUGACAAGGAUGAAUGGAAAUUGGACACUCUCGCAGAUUUGUACGAGACUGUUACCAUCACUCAAGCUGUCAUCUUCUGUAACUCUCGUCGUCGUGUCGAUUGGUUGACUGAACAAUUAGGUGCUAGAGAUUUCACCGUUUCUGCUAUGCACGGUGAUAUGGACCAAAACCAACGUGAAACUAUCAUGAAGGAGUUCAGAUCAGGUUCUUCAAGAGUUUUGAUCACCACUGAUCUUUUGGCUAGAGGUAUUGACGUUCAACAAGUUUCACUUGUCAUCAACUACGACUUACCUGCUUCCCGUGAAAACUACAUUCACAGAAUCGGUAGAGGUGGUAGAUUCGGUAGAAAGGGUGUUGCCAUCAACUUUGUUACAGAGGAUGAUGUCAAGAUGUUACGUGAAAUUGAGCAAUUCUACUCAACUCAAAUUGAUGAGAUGCCAUUGAACGUAGCUGAUCUUAUCUAA